AUGUCGGCCAAAGAAAGCUUGGGCUUAGAGUACUGGCUUCAAUGGCAAGUUGCCGUGUGUGCUCUAAUCUUCAUCAUCCCUACUACUGUAGCUUUGAGGCUCAUCAAUAGGCAGCGAAAGGACACAGAGUAUCCUACCAAGUCCACUGAUCUGUGGCUUUCGCCUUUGUUGCCUAUGUCCUUCUUGCUUUUUCAGACUGUGUCCAGCUUUGGCUUCUUCGACUUCUUCUUCUACACACAGUGGACGUUUGCUUUGGUUGGGGUCUAUUUUGCUCUGGGAACCAUUAUAUCGGCGCGGGGAUGCUGGUUAUAUACAAGAAAUCCCCUCUCCCGGCGCGGGGAGAUAGAGAAAUUUCUUAAAACAGCUGCUCAAGAGAAUAGUAGCAAUGGGGCAUCCUCUGACCAACGACUUGGAUUUUGGGAAAACUGUAUGCAAAUUAUUUAUCAGACUAGUGCAGGUGCUGUUAUGCUGACAGAUAUUGUCUUUUGGUGUCUUUUGCUUCCAUUUAUGACGGGCGAGAACUUUAAGCUCACCCUGCUAAUUGGAUGCAUGCACUCUGUAAAUGCUAUUUUUCUUCUUCUUGAUUCAGUCCUGAACAAUCUUCAAUUUACAUGGUUUGGUAUCACAUAUUUUGUGCUGUGGAGCUGUUGUUAUAUUGUUUUCCAGUGGACUCUACACGCGUGCUGCUUAAAUUGGUGGCCGUAUCCUUUCUUGGAACUUAACACUCCAUGGGCACCUUUGUGGUAUCUUGGAUUGGCUGUGGUCCACAUCCCCUGUUACGGAAUAUAUGCUCUGCUUAUCAAAGCAAAAGGCCGACUGUUCUCGAGAAUGUUUCCACAGGCAUUUCUUAGUGGCAGGAUUGCAAUGGAGAAGAAGCAUACUUGAAGCAGAAUAUAAUUAAAAAGUACUCUAAUUCGAGGUUGUUGUAUGCAUAUACACGAAACCAUAUAUAAUUCCUUUUCUCAGUGACACGAUUGUACUAAACAAACUUCAUUAUUCGAAGAUUUAAGAGCAAGGGUUCUCCCUAAGUACUA
Messenger RNA from Nicotiana attenuata, 1034 nucleotides. RefSeq lists its product as uncharacterized. Gene Ontology annotation, cellular component: membrane. NCBI's taxonomy places the organism in Eukaryota, Viridiplantae, Streptophyta, Magnoliopsida, Solanales, Solanaceae. The transcript has 10 exons. The record is from RefSeq and is a predicted model, not a curated record. Bases 1 to 885 code for a protein of 294 amino acids.